Molecule: messenger RNA, 1633 nt
Organism: Tripterygium wilfordii
Lineage: Eukaryota; Viridiplantae; Streptophyta; Magnoliopsida; Celastrales; Celastraceae
Product: stemmadenine O-acetyltransferase-like
Exons: 1
Coding region: 79-1413 (444 amino acids)
Source: RefSeq, a predicted model, not a curated record
AGCAUUGUUGAUUUGUUUCUUAUCAAAAAAAAAAAGAAAAAAAGAGAGCAGAGAGUGAGAUAAUAUCCAGAGAGUUUGAUGGAGGUGGAGAUAAUAUCCACAGAGUUUAUCAAACCAUCUUCUCCAACACCCAGUCACCUCAAAACUUACAAGCUCUCUCUCCUUGACCAAUUUGCUCCUCACGUAUAUUUUCCCCACCUUGUCUUCUAUCCCGCAAAUGAAAUCUCCAUCUCUGAAACAUCACAAGUGUUGAAACAAUCUCUAUCAAAGACACUCGCUCUUUACCACCCUCUCGCUGGAAAGACAAAUGACAGUCUCUCCAUUGAUUGUGAUGAUAAGGGUGCUUGCUAUAUCAAUGCUAGAGUUAAUAGCAAUUUACAAGAUUAUCUCAAUCAACCAACUCUCUCAACACUUGCCAAAUUUCUUCCUCAAGAGACUGCCUACAAAGAGGUUCCACCAGGAGCUCGUGCUGUUGUGAUACAGGAGACUCUGUUCUCUUGCGGCUGUAUCGCCAUAGCCUUUGUUGUUCCGCACUCUAUUUUCGACGCAGCAGCUAUAAGUGCAUUCAUGAGGACUUGGGCUAGUAUUGCUCGUGAUCCAAAUGAUGGAGCUCUGUUCCCAGAUUUUACUGCAUCUUCCAUCUUUCCACAAAAUACUACUUCAGUCCCACAAAAUAGUACUUCUUUGGCAGCUGCCAUAGUUGGAAAGGGCGAGUUUGUUGUAAAGAGGUUUGUGUUUGAUGGAUCAGUCAUAAACAGUCUUAAGGAUAAAGCAAUUAGCUCCGGCGUGCGGAACCCAACAAGGGUAGAGGUUGUUUCCGGCCUCCUCCUUAAGUUCCUCAAGUCUGCAUUGAUGGUAAAAUCAGGUAAUCCAAAAUCAACAUAUGUAACAAAUACUGUGAACUUGCGGCGAAAGGCUGUGCCACCAUUUUCUGAAACUUCCGUGGGAAAUUUUCUUUGGCUAACAUCCAUAUUAUCCCAAGGUGAGGACACAGAGUUGUAUACGUUGGUACGGCAGAUGAGGGAAGCCGUAUCGGGGAUCAAUGGCGACCUUGUGAAGAGGCUUGAAGGUGAUGGAGGGUUGAAAGCACUUCGUGAGUUCAUGAAAGAGUUUGGUGAAUCAUGUUCUAACGCUUUGUCCAAGGGAGCAGAAGCAGUUGGGUUGAAUAGCUGGUGCAAUUUAGGGUUUUAUGAGGCUGAUUUUGGGUGGGGGAAGCCUUUGUGGAUUCCAAUAAUAAUUGGUUUGGCCAAACCGCUACCUGUGUUCUUCAUGUAUCUUAUGGAUACCAGACAUGGUAAUGGAAUAGAGGCGUGGGUGGUAUUGGAUGAAGAGGUAAUGACUCUGCUAGAGCGUCACAAGGAAUUCCUCUCUUUAGCAUUGGUAGAUCCAAAUCCUCUAGAAUUGGUUCACUAAUCACCAUCAAUCCAGUCCAUAUAAAUUGCAGUUAAUAUAUGUAUAUAUAUUACCAGUUAUGGUGCCCGCGCGUUGCAGUGGGACAUCAAUAAUUUCAUCAUUUUUCACGCUUUUUGGAAGCCAAAUGAGAGCAUAUCAUUCUUGCACUUCACCAUGCAAGUUCAAUGGUAUUUGCGUUACAAAAGUUAUACAACCACCUACAGGACAUUCCUACUUUUGA